UACGCAAUGGUCACACAGUCAGAGGGAACAGAAGCAAUUGCUGCAGAAUUAUCAUUGUAUUUUGUGUGGUGAAAGGAAAGGCUUUGUGCGCUGACAUUGUGCGUCCACGGCAGAGAACUCGCUUUGAAGUAAGUGCCAGAUACCAUGUCCCAGGCCUUGAACAACCCAGGAGGCGGCGGCGCCGGAGGAGGAGGCGGUGGCCCCCAUCGGGACUACGGCGCCAUGGCGGAUUCCACGCCCGAAGUGAGUUUCGCUGCAGCCGGCGGUUCCUCCGGUUUUAGUCCCACGGAAUUCAUGUCCCUCAGCGAGGAUAUCGGGCACAAUAUCACCGCCAUUCACAGCAGCACAAAGCAGCUGGAGAAGCAGUUGAAAUUGAUAGGAACCCCCAAGGAUUUGCCCAAUCUGCGCGAGAAGGUGCACUCGAUCAAUACCAAGUGCAAUGCCCGGGUGCAGACCACCACGCAGGAUUUGCAGAGGCUACAGGCGGUGGUGCGGCACGGGGAUCGCCAGCAGAAGCUGCAGCUGGAGAAGCUCACAAGGGAGUUCCACGGCGUCGUCGAGAACUACUCCAAUCUGCAGCGACGCAUCUCGUCGGCCAUGCGACAGACCCUCCAGCAGGCCCAGCAUUUUGCGGAUCAGGACGCGGAGGCCAAUGCCCGGGCGGAGCUGCUGCAGCAACAGCGCUUGGAGCAGGCCCAUCUGCAGCAGGAGCACGACAUGCUGGACGAGCGGAGGCGCCAGGUGGAGCAGAUCGAGUCGGACAUCAUCGAUGUCAACCAGAUCAUGAACAAGCUGAGUGGCCUGGUGCACGAUCAGGGCCAGCAGAUGGAUUUCAUCGAGAACAGUAUUGAGCAGACGGCCGCCAACGUGGAGGAUGGCACCUCGCAGCUGGCCAAGGCGGCCAGGAGUCGCCAGAGCUACCGGCGCAAGAUCUUGAUACUCCUGGUGAUCGCUGUGAUAAUAGGUUUAAUCGUAACUGGCGUUAUCGUUGCCAAACUGAACAGUUAAUUGUUUUAUUUGUACACCCACAUUCAACACACACACGCAAGCAUACACACACACACACGCAUAGGUUUUUGUAAAACGAUUUUUAUAAGAAACAAAAUAUUCGAUCGUUGAGAACUCUGUUUAAUCACCAAGUGAGCAAAGACAACAAGAAUGUAGAGGAAAAGCUAAAAAAAAAUAAUAAACAAAUACCAUAUUUAUAAAUAUAUAUUAUAUACAUACGUAAAUAAGGAUACUGCAUCCCACUUAACUUGCAUAUAAACAAUAUACAGCGCUUUUAAAUGUUAAUGAUUUCCUGUUAAAAACCGAUAAUCGCGAACAAUUUAAGUUUUGCAUUGAAAUUUGUAACAUUUUUGUGUUUAGUUUAAAGCAAGCGAGCAAGAGGGAUUGCUGAAGCAGAAAAUGAUUCAGGGAUCCCUUCAAUAUAUGUUGAAUAAUUCAAGUUACAAAUAAGUGAGCCAGCAAUCUAAAAUAAAAAUAAAACGAACAAACAAA
This is a messenger RNA of Drosophila takahashii, 1500 nucleotides long. RefSeq names its product syntaxin 13 (gene Syx13). Gene Ontology annotation, molecular function: SNAP receptor activity; SNARE binding. Gene Ontology annotation, biological process: vesicle-mediated transport; vesicle fusion; intracellular protein transport. Gene Ontology annotation, cellular component: membrane; synaptic vesicle; endomembrane system. The record is from RefSeq and is a predicted model, not a curated record. NCBI's taxonomy places the organism in Eukaryota, Metazoa, Arthropoda, Insecta, Diptera, Drosophilidae.